Messenger RNA from Linum tenue, 2304 nucleotides. NCBI's taxonomy places the organism in Eukaryota, Viridiplantae, Streptophyta, Magnoliopsida, Malpighiales, Linaceae. The record is from the annotation of a GenBank genome assembly.
GUCCAAUUACUGCAUUACAUUUCCACAUCCAAACGACCCCUAACAAAAUGUCAAAGUGUCGUGUUGCUACAAAACGGUUGGCCGCAUUGGAGCUGGCCCAAGACUCGUUGCGUAGAUCCUUGUCAUAGAAUGGGCCUGCUCUCUGCUCAAAGCUUUAAAGCCCAUUAUCGGGAAGAAUGAAGCCCAGUCCAUCUCAUCGUCGUCUUCCUUCACCCGAACGUUGAGAAGAAGCUGAAGCAGGGGAAGGAAACAGAGAAGCUGGAAGUAGAAGAAGAAAAAAUGGCGGUCAGUAGAUUCUCCUCCAGAUCCAGAUCGCGAAUCUUCCUAUUAUUCAUCGCCGCUAUCUCAAUUGUCCUUAUUCUCUUCCUUUUCUCAUCUCCUCCUUCCUCUCCUGAACUUUCCACCGCCGUCUCUUCCCGCCGCCCUGAAACCUCCUUCGUCACUUCUCUACACAACUUCCUCUCCCGCCCCAUCCCUCCCGACCGCGGCGAAAAUGGUGGCGGCGACGCUCCCUCCGCCUUAGACGACGCCGUCUUCCUCCGCGAGACCGACCGAAUGUACCGGCCCCAGAACCCUAAUUACCCGCUCGAUUUGCCGAUCAGGGUUUACGUGUACGACAUGCCGCACAAAUUCACCUACGAAUUGCUUCGAUUGUUCGCCACAACUUAUCGAGACACCAACAACCUCACCUCCAAUGGCAGCCCCGUCCAUCGACUCAUCGAGCAGCACUCCAUCGAUUACUGGCUUUGGGCGGAUUUGAUAUCUCCUCCAUCGGAAAGGCCUCUGAAGAACAUUGUAAUUAGAGUUGAGAACCAGGAAGAUGCCGAUUUGUUCUACAUUCCCUUUUUCACCACCAUCAGCUUCUUCUUGCUGGAGAAGCAGGACUGCAAGUCGCUUUAUAGGGAAGCUCUGAAAUGGAUAACGGAACAGCCUGCUUGGCAGAGGUCUGAAGGGCGGGAUCACAUAAUUCCAGUGCAUCAUCCAUGGUCGUUCAAGUCGGUUCGUAGAUACGUGAAGAAGGCUAUUUGGUUGCUACCGGAUAUGGAUUCCACGGGGAACUGGUAUAAGCCAGGACAAGUUUACCUGGAGAAAGACCUGAUCCUUCCUUAUGUUGCCAAUGUUGAUCUAUGCGAUGCAACAUGCUUGUCUGAAACUGAAUCAAAGAGGAAGACCCUGCUAUAUUUCCGUGGGCGGCUCAAGAGAAAUGCUGGUGGGAAGAUACGGUCUAAGCUAGGAUCAGAACUAAGUGGAGUUGAAGAUGUGAUCAUACAGGAAGGGACAGCUGGUGAGCGAGGGAAAGAGGCAGCUCAAAAUGGCAUGCGCAAGUCCAUCUUCUGCUUGAAUCCAGCUGGCGACACUCCAUCUUCUGCAAGACUGUUUGAUGCUAUUGUCAGUGGUUGCAUUCCAGUCAUAGUUAGUGAUGAGUUGGAACUUCCUUUUGAAGGAAUUCUUGAUUACAGAAAGUUUCUUAAGGGUUCUCAAUCCAGCUCUCAACGGUUACUUUUAUUGCUUGUUUACCUAUGCAUCCAAUGUUUUGCUCGAAUGCAGAUAGCUUUGUUCGUCUCUUCCGGUGAUGCUCUACAACCAGGUUGGCUACUGAAGUUCUUAAGAAGUGUCAGUCGUGCUGAGAUCAAACAGAUGCAAGCAAACCUUGCAAAGUACGCGAGGCAUUUUGUGUAUUCGAGUCCGGCUCAACCAUUGGGACCUGAAGACUUGACCUGGAGAAUGAUGGCCGGGAAAGUGGUGAAUAUUAAGCUGCACACUCGAAGAUCUCAGCGAGUGGUGAAGGAGUCCAGAAGUAUAUGCACUUGUGAUUGUAGACGGCCGGCCGCAAACGCUACUGUACAAGUCCGGUAACUGGCAGCUGGCCUCCUUGCGUCGAGUUCUGCUAAUAGGAUUGCUCAUAUCCUUCUAUUGCCCAUACAAACAUGGACUUUAUUGGUCUCUUUUGAUCUCCGAGUUUAGCUUUUUCAUUUGAUCCAUUAUUACUCAGUUCUUUGAUCUAAAAAUUUGGCCCUGACUACCACUUCCAACCUUACACUCUGUAGUUCUACAAUUUUCUUCACAGAAGGCACAACUAUGUCGGAUUGUUGUAUUUUGAAUAGCUCUACCUUUUUUUUUUUUAUCAUAGGUACGAUUUCUUGCAAAUACAUGCAUGGCCUUUCAAUAUAUGCGAUGCAUUAUAACACAAAAUUGGAUUGUAAUGAUAGUUAUGGUUGUUUGUUUGAUACCUAACAAAAUCUGCAUUUUCCAAAUUAUCUCCGAGUUAAUUGAUAAAAACUUCUGCAUUUUAUUUAAUGGGAU